Mya arenaria is the source of this 630-nucleotide messenger RNA. RefSeq lists its product as uncharacterized. Bases 1 to 630 code for a protein of 209 amino acids. Lineage: Eukaryota; Metazoa; Mollusca; Bivalvia; Myida; Myidae. The transcript has 5 exons. The record is from RefSeq and is a predicted model, not a curated record.
AUGGCCGCACGGGAGGAAAAGAAACGAAACCCAAACUUUUCCAAGGAGGAAUGCGCUUUGUUGGCGAAGUUAAUGGGGGGUGAGAGCGGCCAUGAUAUGUCCCGACACGCCCUGUAUAAGAAGGGAUUUUCUUCCAGAAUUACAUCUGAAACCAAAAAGAAAAUGUGGGCAGUGGUUGAAUUGGAAUUUAAUUCCCAUUCCAAUGGUAUCCAUAGGUCAUUGGAUCUGCUUAUGAAAAAAUUGGACAACCUGGUGCAGGUUCACCGUCCCAAAUACAUGGAUUAUAGGCACCAGUUGCAACUUACAGGUCAUUGGCAAAACAAACUCACGAUGUUGUCGGAAAUCACAGAUACUGUCAUGAAUGUGAUAGGAAAAGUAGGCUGUGGCAUUGAGGGUAUUGGUGUUGCUGAAUCCUUUGACGCGACAUGCAUUCAUGAAAGAACAUAUCAGCCAUUGUCGGAGUGUGCUGAAAUGGCCAUUGCUGCACCCAGCACACAGUCAUGUAUAGGCACGACUCCACCAUCCAGUCAUUGCAGCUGCCAUGAGUGUGGUUCAAUUAGGAGGCUGAAGAAAAGGAAGUUGGAGUUGGAGGUGGCUCUACUUGCCAAGCGAUUGGAAAAAGAACAAUAA